Messenger RNA from Aegilops tauschii subsp. strangulata, 2504 nucleotides. RefSeq lists its product as uncharacterized. The record is from RefSeq and is a predicted model, not a curated record. NCBI's taxonomy places the organism in Eukaryota, Viridiplantae, Streptophyta, Magnoliopsida, Poales, Poaceae.
UUUUUUGAAAAGUCCAACCUCUUUAAGUUUGAUCAAAUUUAUGAAGAAAUAUAUCAAAAUUCAUAAUAUCAAAUUGGUGUUAUUAGAUUCAUCAUGAAAUGAAUUUCCAUAAUAUUUUGGCUUAAUAUUGUGGUUGUCGAUAUUUUUGGCUCUAAACUUGGUCAAAGUUAAAUAAAUUUGACUUUCCAAAGAACUAAUACCCCUUGUAUUUUGGACCUGAUGGAAUAUUUAGCUUGGCGGAUGGGGGAGAUGAUGGAGCGUGUUUUAUGUUUAUUUAUAUUGUGUUUAUUUGGUGGGCCUUUCAUGGUGUGAUGAUGUGUUAUGCGCUAAUCAACUCAUAUUUUUGUGGGUAAAUUUCUGUGUGAUGGCUACAUGUACUAUAUUGAUGCUUAGUAUCUUCACAUGGUGGCGCUUAUUUUUUCUAGGUGGUAAGAGGGUGCACGGGAUUGAUAUGUUUUUCUAGCAGUUGGUGUUGAUUGAUUUGAAAAUUCGUUGGCCCGAUCAAAAUCGUAAACCAAAUUCAAAAUUGAAUAUCUCAAUCGAAUAAAAGAGCUUCAAAAUUAGGGAAUAUGGUGAAUUAAAAUAAUUAAAUGGGAGAGCUCCUUGAGAAAAUUAUUGAUCCGGUCAAAAUCGGAUGAUCAAGUUUUAAACUGAAGACCUCAAUAAACUGUGAGGACUUAAAAAAUAAGAAGCAUAGUGUAUAGUAUACAAGAAUUGAAUUAGAGCUUUAAGAAAUUGUUGACUUGGUCAAAAUUGGGUGACCCAAUUUCAAUUGGACACCUCAAUUGAUUGUGAGGCAUUUUACCCCUGGGGAGCUUAGUGAUAUAGUAGAUUAGGAAAACCAUCUGAUAGACAUAAACAGAAACAAACAGGAUCAUGUAAAGCAUACCAGAGAGGGUAAACCAAAAUUGGAAGAAGAGAAAAAUUAAACACAUUGUCGGUGUCGUUUCAUAAUCAUCUACUACCUUCAUUUGGGUUUAUUGGUUCCUUUCAUAUUAUGUGCCAAAUUUUGCCUGUAGAUGUGACUAACAAAAUAUUAGUUGUAUGUCAUGGAAGUUAUAUUAUUGGAUUCAUAUUUGUAAGAGGUUUUCAAUGAUCCUAUUUUUAUGGUAUAUAACUUAUUUUUUUGAUAGUUAAAUUAAAGGUCAAAGUUUGACCCAAAUAUAAUGGGACUAAUAACCAGAACGGAGGUAGUGGCAAUUAGCAGUUGGCUAUCGAUACGCUAUAGUGAUUACUCAUCAAACAACAGGCAGAUUCUUCUUUACACCAAAUGUAAUAUUGAUGUGCUUCUCUCCACUUCUCUUUGUAGCUUUUCACCUAUACUGUCGUUUCAUGUGCAGGAAUCGUCUGUCACUUCAUCUCCUUUCCAUUCUCUGUGAACAAAGGAAUCGUUGGUUUAAACAUAGGACAAGCCAACAAAAACGAUAGGAGGAAGAGAGAUAUUAUUACAAUGCAGUAAAUCUGCCCCCCUCUUGGAGACAAGCAAGAACCUCUGCAAACUGAAAGAAAGAAGGGAUGAUGAAGAAGGGGAAGUGGUCCAGGGAAGAGGAUGACUUGUUGAAAAAACACGUUGAGAAGUAUGGCAUUGGCCGUAGUUGGCAGGCAUUGGCUGAAACCCUAGGGCUUCAGCGUUGCGGCCGGGGUUGCCGAGCGCGGUGGCUGAACUACCUCCGGCCGGGACUGAAGCACGGCAACUUCACGCAGGCAGAGGAGAGCAUCAUCUGUGAGAUGUACAGCAAGAGGGGAAGCUGCUGGUCCGUCAUCGCCGCCCAGCUCCCCGGGAGAACGGACCUCGCCGUCAAGAACUACUGGAACGGCACCAUCUCGAAGAGGUUCCACUGGGCGAGCAGCGCGGCGGCCGCGCGCCGCAGGCGCAGCGUCCACCGCCCCUCCUCCAGCACGACGUCGGACGCCACCAAGCCGGAGGAGCUCGCGCUGGUCGUCCACGGCGAGGGGAGCUCCACGACAGGAUCGUCAUGCUAUGCCGGCGGCUUCGUGGACGCCUGGAUCCUGGCCGGCUCACUGCCGCUCGUGCAAGCGCAGCCACCGCUGGCGGCCGGCGGCUGGAACGCGGCGAAAGAAGAGGUCGGUGAGACGGUGCCGAUUGAGAGGAAGCCGGCCGUGGCGCCUGCGCCUCUGCCAGAGAAUGACAUGGUCUGCGCCCCCAUGACUGUGAUUCCCCUGGCGUCCAUGGAGCCGGACGACAUGCCUUGGAUUGACGGUUUCGACGAGAUCGACAGCUUCCUGCCCUGGUUCGAUGACUAGUAAUCAAGUGGCAACGUAGGUAGAAUGGUUAUCGUCAAUGGUCGGCUCCUUGGUUCAGGAGCAGCCGCAAGAUUGUCAUGUACUGUUAAACAUUUACUGUGUUGUCUUCCGAAAAAGAUUUACCAUGUUGUUAGGGUUGGAUGGGAUAUGAGCGGAAAGGUAAUUCCCAUUUGAAUCAUAACUGGGCGUGGCCUCUCUGUUGAUGUGAUUCCUAGACAUUGCACAAGUUUCUUCAGUGA